UUGAGCGAGGAGGGACUUUCAAGUGAUGGAUCGGGAAAACUAGACUGCAGGUCUGAGGUCCUCAGACUGGUCAGAAGAGCAAGUGCAGGGAUGGGCAGAUGAAGUCAGGAUAAAAACCAGGUCCACAACUGAUACAGACUGGCGUGACUUCUCUGUCUGGCUGUUUAACCUGAUCUGAACCUCCUUACUUUUACAGAGACAUACUCAAGAUUUGGUCAGUUCUGGGGACGACUGACCACCAGGACUGAAGUCCAGCAGAAGUUGGAGGGAGUUCACUUGGAGUUGGAUCCCACUGGAGGCACUAUGGAUCUGUACAAAUGUUUGAGCUUACUUUUCUUCACUCUUCCUCCACAAGCUUGUUUUCAACUUGAACCUCGUGCCCAUGCUGAAGAGAGGCUGCUCCAGGAUCUGUUUGUACAUUACAAUAAGCUCUCGCGGCCUGUGGAAAACACUACAGACACAGUGCUAGUCCACUUUGGACUGUCCAUUGCCCAGCUUAUUGAUGUCGAUGAGAAGAACCAGAUGAUGACCACAAACGUUUGGGUCAAACAAGAAUGGAAUGAUUACAAACUCCGCUGGAACCCAGAGGAAUAUGAAAAUGUCACCUCCAUCCGAAUUCCCUCAGAGAUCAUUUGGAGACCCGAUAUUGUCCUCUACAACAAUGCCGAUGGAGACUUUGCAGUAACUCACCUAACGAAAGCACAACUGUUCUAUGAUGGUCGGAUAAAGUGGAUGCCACCAGCCAUUUAUAAGUCUUCAUGCAGCAUAGACGUCACCUUUUUCCCUUUUGACCAGCAAAGCUGCAAGAUGAAGUUUGGCUCAUGGACUUAUGACCGUGCCAAGAUUGAUCUGAUCAGCAUGGCCAGUGAUGUGGACCAGAUGGACUACUGGGAAAGUGGUGAGUGGGUUAUUGUCAACGCAGUGGGCAAGUACAAUACCAAAAAGUAUGAGUGCUGCGCAGAGAUCUACGCGGACAUAACUUACUACUUCAUCAUCCGGAGGCUUCCGUUGUUCUACACCAUUAACCUCAUUAUCCCCUGUCUGCUGAUCUCCUGUUUGACUGUGCUGGUGUUCUAUUUGCCAUCACAGUGUGGAGAGAAGAUUACUUUGUGUAUCUCAGUGUUACUGUCCCUAACAGUGUUCCUCUUGCUGAUCACAGAGAUCAUACCAUCUACAUCUCUGGUGAUUCCACUGAUUGGUGAGUACUUGCUGUUCACCAUGAUCUUUGUCACGCUCUCUAUCGUAAUUACUGUCUUCGUGUUAAAUGUACAUCACCGAUCGCCAAAAACACACAGCAUGCCCCACUGGGUGCGGAGAGUAUUCUUGGACUUGGUACCUAGAGUCCUCUUCAUGAAGCGUCCACCAGGCACUGCAAAGCAGCACUGCAAGAAGCUUCUUGAGAUGAUGCACCGUCCAACCACAGUAUCUGCAACUGGGAACUCGCAGGCCUUUUGGACAGGGUUAGAGACGGGGCUGAGACAAAUGGGACAGGUAGAGAAUACUCUUCCAAAAACUCCGACUGAGAGCCCAAGCAUCCUUGUCUGCUCACCUUCUCCAACCGCUUCCCCUCUUAAGGACACCAAUGAGGAAGACCACCCGCUAAUGGCCAAUGCUUUCUGCCAAUCCUCAUCCGGUCAGUGUUCAGUUGUCUCAGAGAAACAAACCCUACAUGGACACAACUCUGCAGCCUUGUCUUCUUCCCGAUUGUCCUUGCCCCCGACGUUGCCACUGUGCCCACUUUGGAGCCAAUCUAAGGAAGAAAUGAAUACACUGGCCCCAAAUGGCCGCUCCAUCAGCGUAGAGCAAAUGUGUGACCAACAGACGAAGCUUGUUCAGAGAGCUGGGCAUCUGUGUCGCUCCCACAGCUUCCACUACUGCUGUCUGCAUAAUAACGGGCCUGGGGUGGUUGGGUUUGCAGGACAGGUGAAGAAACAAGCCCUUGCAAAGCAUGUAGGAGAAACCCUCACAGCAGAGUCCACUAAAGAUGCGAGUACCCAACAUGACAUAAUGGUUCCCACUAUUUCCCCAGCUAUGCAGCGGGCUAUAGAGGGGGUUCAGUACAUCGCUGAUCAUCUCAGGGCAGAGGAUGGAGACUUUUCAGUGAAGGAGGACUGGAAAUAUGUGGCCAUGGUCAUUGACAGGAUAUUCCUCUGGAUGUUUGUACUGGUGUGUAUACUGGGAUCAGUGGGACUCUUUCUUCCUCCUUGGCUAGCUGGAAUGAUCUAGAAGCUUGUCAUCAAUUAACAAAAAAAGUCCAAGAACUCUGACAGGAAGACAUGGUCUUAUAUUAUUUAAAAAAAGUUUAUAAUUUAUCUUAUUAUUUUCUAUUUUUCAAAGAGACUACAAGUCACACUCCUUGCUCUUGCUCCAGGUUAUCAAAAGGUUUACCAGGUGUAUAAAUUUUGAAUGGGGGCAGCCGUCCAACAAAGAAAAUAUCCUUCCGCAUCACUCCAUUUUGACGUUGAGUUAUAUUGAUUGAGGAUUAAAAAACAGUGAAGAGUUGACUCUGACCUAUAUGUGAACAACACAGAAGACCAAGGUCUUGUGAAGAAUUUGUAACAAAUUUAUAACAUUUUUUUAAUCUCAAAAUGAAGAUUCUUAUAAAAUCAGUGCUGUAUGUUGGCAAUAGCACAGUUGACUGUGCUGUGCUCUCAUCAAAUAUUCAAAAGACGAUUCUGUUUCUGUACAAGGAAGGAGCUGUGCUGCUCUUUUCUAAUCCAAGCAAUUGAAUCAACACAUUUAUUCAAUAUUUGCUUCAGCAAUUCUUUUUAUCACUGCCACAGGAAAGGCAGUGUUGUUUCUAUCAGUCCACCACCUUGGUCCAGACUAAAAUAUCCACAGUCUGGAUUGCAGUAAAAUUCUGAUCAUUCUAGUCAUUUUAAUCAAGAUCAUUUUGGUGAUUCCUUGACCUUUCCUCUAGCAUUAUGAACAGAUCAAUUUAAUUCAUAAUGAGUUGUAAUCAAAUUUGCCAUUCAUGAGGUAGGAACCCUAAUGACUCUGGUGAUCUCCUGACUUUAUCUACAGUACUGACACCAUGAGGCUCACAUUCGUGGUUUUAAGUGAAAUGUCCCAACUCGACAGCUUUUGGAUGGACUGAUAUUUGGUACAGGCAUGUUCCCUUUGGGAACAAUUGUACUAUCAUUGUUUUACUUUGUCUGGCAAUUUAUUGGACAUGACCCAAAUAACUGCAAGACUAAUGACAUUAAGCUCAAAGCACCACUGUGCAGCCACACAGAACUGCUAGCGUAGCUGUAGUCUCGUUGCAUUCCCAUCACUAAGUCAGGUAAUAUUCAAAUAACUGCUGCUGUGUAAAACCUCACAAACACAUUCUGCUCUGGGUUAUAUCCAAAGGGUACAGUUUGUACCACAGAAGUCUGAAAAUUGAUCCAAAUUGUCAUGUUUAGGCAUUUGUUUCACUAUUACUGUUGAAACAUUUCAGGAUAAUUAACAUUUCUCACAAGAGCUGUUGAGUAUAUCUAAGUGUUUUUCAAUUAUUUACAGAAGUUUCAUCUUUUAUGUCCUUAAACAGCAUAUACAAGCACUUAAUGUCAUCACUUAAAAAUUAUGACACUGAACAGAACAUAAAACAACCCACCAAACUGCUGAACAUUUAGUUCACAGUGGCUACAAUGAGCUACAGUAUAUUCCUGUUUGAACAUUUUCAUUUUGUUUUUAAGUUGUAUUCAAAUGGGAAUCCCUUUCUGUUGAACAUACAAGAAAAAAUGUGAAUAUUUUAUGUACACAAAGUAUUUAUUUGAGAUGCUUUACUUCAUUGUGUUGACUUCUUGCCGUUUGUUUUUAAUACCAUUUGACUCAGUAUUGAUUAAGCAUGAGUUUUUUUCUUGAUUUUCUAUGUUAUGUGUUUAUAAAAUAAAACUAA
Molecule: messenger RNA, 3880 nt
Organism: Monopterus albus (swamp eel)
Lineage: Eukaryota; Metazoa; Chordata; Actinopteri; Synbranchiformes; Synbranchidae
Gene: chrna4b
Product: cholinergic receptor, nicotinic, alpha 4b
Exons: 6
Coding region: 304-2226 (640 amino acids)
Biological process (GO): monoatomic ion transmembrane transport
Cellular component (GO): postsynaptic membrane
Molecular function (GO): acetylcholine-gated monoatomic cation-selective channel activity; transmembrane signaling receptor activity
Source: RefSeq, a predicted model, not a curated record